AUGGCUGCCCCGCGGCUCGCCGCCCAGCUCUGGCUGGCCACAGGUCACGCCGACGCGCUCAGGGCUUCCCCCAGCCCGAACAUCUCCUUUGCCAAACAAAUGAACACUCAGCAGCCGCGCGGGGCCACAGGGCUCUUCGUUACAUCUCCCCUGGUUUGGUUUCAGAACCGAAGAGCCAAGUGGCGGAAGCGGGAGAAGUGCUGGGGCCGGAGCAGCGUGAUGGCCGAAUACGGCCUCUAUGGGGCCAUGGUGAGGCACUCCAUCCCUCUGCCUGAGUCCAUCAUCAACUCUGCCAAGAGCGGGCUGGUGGGAUCCUGCGCCCCAUGGCUGCUGGGCAUGCACAAAAAGUCCAUGGAGGUGAGCAGGAAGGCGGAGAGCCAAGAGAAGUUGGCAGAUGGCUGGCGAGCGGAGCAGGAGGAGGAGGAACUCAAAGGGAAGCAGGCCAGUUCCCAGAGGGGCUCUGACAAGCUUGGCCCUGCAAAAGAUUCGGAGGACACAGCCAUUGACCUCUCCAGGACAGCCAAGCACGAGAAGAGGGGUGUACUGAGGCAGUGCAUCAACGGGGACCCCCCCACGGAGCAGAAGGACAGGGACCACUGA
Molecule: messenger RNA, 600 nt
Organism: Charadrius vociferus (killdeer)
Lineage: Eukaryota; Metazoa; Chordata; Aves; Charadriiformes; Charadriidae
Product: visual system homeobox 1-like
Exons: 3
Coding region: 1-600 (199 amino acids)
Biological process (GO): regulation of transcription by RNA polymerase II
Cellular component (GO): nucleus
Molecular function (GO): sequence-specific double-stranded DNA binding
Source: RefSeq, a predicted model, not a curated record